AUGCACAGCUCGUCGGUCCGGCAAUUUCCCACAAUCAAAGCCGUGCGAUCCUACGUCAUCGGCGGCGUGGGCUCCGGUGGUGAUUACCAUAAUGUGAAAGGAGGUCACUGGCUCAUCGACAGUGACAUCUCUACGCCGUGCUCGCAAUGGGCGCAGUACCGCAAGUCACGUACCAGCUGGGGCAUCAACGUCCUCGGUUCCUUUCUCGUGGAGAUAGAGGCAUCUGACGGGACUGUCGGUUUUGCAACUGGGUUCGGAGGCCCUCCUGCUUGCUGGCUGGUCCACCAGCAUUUUGAGCGCUUCUUAGUAGGGGCUGAUCCGCGAAAUACGAACCUGCUCUUUGAGCAGAUGUACCGGGCUUCCAUGUUCUACGGCCGCAAGGGGCUUCCCAUUGCCGUCAUCUCUGUCAUUGACCUGGCCCUCUGGGACUUGCUGGGCAAGGUCAGGAACGAGCCUGUCUAUCGACUCAUUGGCGGAGCCACCAAGGAACGCCUCAACUUUUACUGUACCGGGCCCGAGCCGACAGCAGCCAGGGAAAUGGGCUUCUGGGGUGCCAAAGUGCCGCUUCCUUUCUGUCCAGAGGAGGGCCAUGAGGGGCUUCGGAAGAACGUCGAAUUUUUGCGGAAGCAUCGCGAGUCCGUUGGGCCAAACUUCCCCAUCAUGGUGGACUGCUACAUGAGCCUCAACGUCUCUUAUACGAUUGAGCUGGUCAAGGCGUGCGCCGAGUUCAACAUCAACUGGUGGGAAGAGUGCUUGUCUCCCGACGACACGGACGGCUUCGAGCAGAUCAAGCGCGCGCACCCGACGGUCAAGUUUACGACGGGCGAGCACGAGUACUCUCGCUAUGGCUUCCGCAAGCUUCUUGAAGGCCGCAACCUCGACAUCAUCCAGCCCGACGUCAUGUGGCUGGGCGGCAUGACGGAGCUGCUCAAGGUCGCAGCCAUGGCGGCCGCAUACGACAUCCCCGUUGUUCCGCACGCCAGCGGCCCCUACAGCUACCACUUUGUCAUUUCGCAGCCCAACACGCCGUUCCAGGAGUACCUCGCCAACUCGCCCGACGGCAAGAGCGUGUUGCCCGUCUUUGGCGACCUGUUCGUCGACGAGCCCAUUCCGACCAAGGGCUAUCUCCUGACGAGCGAUUUGGAUAAGCCUGGAUUUGGGUUGACGAUCAACAGUGCCGCCCGCUUCAAGCUCAUUCCUUCCAACUACCUCCUCAGCCCUCCGCCUGUACAGCAGCCGGCGCCGCCAUCCCAGAACGGUCAAGGCAAACCAGCCAACGGCGAGACAGCGUGA
Messenger RNA from Trichoderma reesei QM6a, 1293 nucleotides. RefSeq lists its product as uncharacterized. Lineage: Eukaryota; Fungi; Ascomycota; Sordariomycetes; Hypocreales; Hypocreaceae. Bases 1 to 1293 code for a protein of 430 amino acids. Gene Ontology annotation, molecular function: magnesium ion binding; L-rhamnonate dehydratase activity. Gene Ontology annotation, biological process: carbohydrate catabolic process. The transcript is spliced from 4 exons. The record is from RefSeq and is a predicted model, not a curated record.